This is a messenger RNA of Fomitiporia mediterranea MF3/22, 1947 nucleotides long. RefSeq lists its product as uncharacterized. Gene Ontology annotation, molecular function: nucleic acid binding; zinc ion binding. NCBI's taxonomy places the organism in Eukaryota, Fungi, Basidiomycota, Agaricomycetes, Hymenochaetales, Hymenochaetaceae. The record is from RefSeq and is a predicted model, not a curated record. The transcript is spliced from 4 exons. The coding region runs from base 1 to 1947 and encodes 648 amino acids.
AUGACGUGGCUGCCGAGAAGAGGAUCAAGAGAAGCACUGUACUUUGACAGCAGCAAGCUUGAGGAACUUCUGCAGUUCUUUGAAGACAUCGAGAUGUUAGCUGCUGACUUCCAGAAGGACGCUGAGUGGAUGUGCAAGCAAGUGACGUACUAUGCAGCAACAAGCUGUAGCAGUUUGUGGGCUACUGUGCCCGAGUUGAAGAAGAAAGGAGCGUGUGAUUGGAGCAUCGUGAAAGAGGAGAUCAGAAAGCUCUAUCCAGAGCUGAUCAAUGGUCAACACUACAUGAGAGCCAAUAUCAUGCAACUAGUUGAUGUGCAGAGUGAGAAGGAAAUGAUGGUGCAGACAGAGUUUGGCCACUACUGCUGUGAGUUCCAGGUGCAAGCAGAGUACUUGAAGGAGCAAGGGAAGAUGUCAGCAUGCAAGUUAGACUGUGAGUUCUGGAGAGGGAUCAGAGGGAUGCUGAGGACAAACCUGACGCAACGACUGGAGAUUCUCUAUGUGGACAAGGAUGUGAGCAAGCUGUUCAAAUUCGCUGAUGUAGUCAGGCUAGCAGACCACGAGAAGCCAGAGAAAGAAGCAGGAGACGAGUAUGCAAAGAUUGUGAGGAAGCUCAAUGAGUUACAAGCCCAGGUCAACGAAGCAAGCAAGUCCAGGAAGAUGCUGAUGAAUCAAGCAUGCAAAACUGACCAAUCUGCCGAUUCUGUGAAAUCUGACCUGAAGCACGAGAGGACCUGCAACUUUUGUGGAAAGCAAGGACAUUUCAUACGUGACUGUAGGACUGUGAACGAGCCUGUGUUCACAGUAGGCACAAUUGAUGAAGCAAAAGAUAGGUCGAAUGCAAGUGAGGGAGAAAAGCACAAAGCCAUUCUUGGAGCAGAUUUGGAUGCAGAGGUGACGAGGUUGGAGGAACACUUGAGGGAUGUGAAGAGACAAAGAGAGGAGGCAAGGACCAUGAAGGCUAACACAAAGCCAGUCAAAGUCAGACUGAAGCAAAGUGCCAAGUCGAGCAAGAUCAUCAAGCAGGUCUUAGACUGGAUGAUGGACAGUGUUGUCAUGUUGACACACUGUGAGUUGUUUGCAAUAGCUCCAGAGCUCGAGUGCCAGUAUGUAGCUAAGCUUAUGAGGACGACUCAGAUGCAAGACGAAAUGCUGAACAAGGCUGGAAGUGGACCUGUGAAGGCAGAGGAGGAAGAGAUGAGUGAGGAAGCAAGGACUGACAGCAGAGAAGAUCAGCACACAGGUACGAGCGUUGCAUGCAAGGACGACAAAGCACAGUCAAGCCCAGCAGCAGAGCUGAGAACGAGCAGAUUGUGCAGGAAAGCAGCAGAUUACGUCGGAUUGAGUCAGAUUCGAGCUGGAGAACGAGAACGAGAGCAGAGCAGAGGAGCAAGUGUGACAAACAAGGCUGGAAGUGUACCAGCAAGGAUGAGGGAGAAUAGUGUGAUAGAUGAGCAGCAGAGGCUGUUGCAAAGGGUAGUAGCAAGCUGGAUGAACAAGGUCGGAAGUGCAUCUGCAAGGAUCAAGUGCAACAACAAGGCUGGAAGUGUACCAGUCAGGCUAGCAACAGUAAAGCUGAACGACAAAUUGGAGACUGAGAGCUUACUGGACCAGGGAGCUGUUAUGAAUGUGAUGCAUGAAGACGUUUGGAAACGCUUGGGAGUACCAAAGGAGCAAGUGUGGACAAACCUCAGGCCAGCAAAUGCAGGAUCAAUUGCAAUCAAAGGUGUCAUUCCAAGACUCAAGGUGUCAGUAGGUGGAAUAUCAAUGGUGAUGCUGGUUCAUGUAGUGAAGGACACAAUGUUCGACAUGAUAAUUGGGAGGGCGUUCUUCGUGUUAACUGAGUGUGAGACGAAGGAUUUCAAGGACAGUAAUCAGAUUUUAACCUUGACAGACCCAGCAGAUCAGAACCAGAAGUGUCAGGUUGAGACCCGAGCAGCUGUUGGAUGA